GUUCUUCAACUCAUACUCGUGUUCAUCUACUGGCCAGGAGUAGAACUACAGAAGUGGGAGUCACCGCGAAAAUAUAAACAAACAAAAACACAUGUUCGUAGCUCGGUCCUUAACCCUCCUGAAGUUACAGCCUGUUGCGGCCUUUUUCCUGCCAUUAAUAGCCCAUUGCGGAAUGUCCAGUGAAGCAUUCGUCAACCUUCCCGAGGUUGAUAUCGACCCUGAUGGCAGGUUCAAGUACAUUUUGAUCAGGGCCACCGACACGAAGACCAAAGAGAAGAAAAUGAUCGUCCGUGGAUAUAAAUGGGCUGCGUUCCAUGCUGACAUCUUCGAGGACGUGGAGAAGAAAGUUCACGGCACCGGCGUCGACGUUUGGUGUGUCGGCGGCGGCAGGAUUCUGCACACGUCGCAAGACAAAAAGCUCGCUGUUUUCGGCUACUCUCAGGGCUAUGGAAAAGCAGACCACACAAUUUCGGUGGGUCUCCUGAAGAAGGUUUAUCCUGAUUACACCAUCACCUGCAGUGACGAAGGCUACUAAUUUUUUAAGUAAUGAAAAUUGUGUCAACCCUGCGGAAAUAAAUUAUUCACUUUGUCAUCAGAAAAA
This is a messenger RNA of Cloeon dipterum, 601 nucleotides long. RefSeq names its product 14 kDa phosphohistidine phosphatase-like. The transcript has 4 exons. Lineage: Eukaryota; Metazoa; Arthropoda; Insecta; Ephemeroptera; Baetidae. Gene Ontology annotation, cellular component: cytosol. Gene Ontology annotation, biological process: peptidyl-histidine dephosphorylation. Bases 92 to 535 code for a protein of 147 amino acids. The record is from RefSeq and is a predicted model, not a curated record. Gene Ontology annotation, molecular function: protein histidine phosphatase activity.